This is a messenger RNA of Bicyclus anynana (squinting bush brown), 2829 nucleotides long. RefSeq lists its product as uncharacterized. The coding region runs from base 426 to 1118 and encodes 230 amino acids. The transcript is spliced from 13 exons. Lineage: Eukaryota; Metazoa; Arthropoda; Insecta; Lepidoptera; Nymphalidae. The record is from RefSeq and is a predicted model, not a curated record.
GUCUUAAUUUGACAGCCUUUUGAAUAAAAAACCGUCUUAUUCGCGAAUAUCCGAAAUACAUACGAUUACUUUGCGUUAUAAGUUGUUUAAAAACUACGUUUUUUAUUAAGCCUAGCCAUUUCAGUAAGCAUAUUAUGUAAGUUAGUGGUGAUAUUUCUAGAGCACAUGGUUUUAUUGGGAUUUUGUCACUUGCUUCACUACAACUACAGUUCCCGAAAGUGUUUCAAACAUUGAAAUUUUGGAUAAUGUGCCAAAAUCCCUGAGGCAAAAAAAAGCACCGCAAGUACGAACACCUAACGUCGACGUCAUACUCAAGAGAAAGAUUAAUACCAAACUAAGGAGGCUUCCUUUCUCUCCAUCUCACGGUGAAUACUGUCUUUGUCUCUUAUCUAGAUAUACUAUAAGAGUUUAAAACGAAAGCCAAUAUGGAAACAUACGUCCAGUCGUCGGAUUCAGAGGAUGAUGUUGUUUUUGUUCCCUUCGAACCACGGCCGAAUAUGUAUUCUACUGAUAAUGGGAACCCUGCUUCGCCACAGCCAGGAACCUCUAAUGACUGGCGAGGGUCAGGAGACGGAGCAGUCGGCGUUCAUGGCGAGCCAGCAGCUGGAGAACCUUCUUUGAAUGGAAGAGAACAAAAGAGAAGAGGCUCCGCAAGUCUGAAAACCAAGUUGAAGCUCAAAAUAAAAAGAUACCAAAAGGCCACAGUUGCGUCAAAAAAUAAGGAAGUCAGCGAGAAAAAAUCAAUAAAAACUGCGGCAAACAAAUUAAAACUUCCAUUUGUGUUUGCCAAAAGCGCGCAGCCCUCUCAUAACGUGAGCGCAAAUGUGCAACAAAUACUAAAUGGAGUGAAGACUCAAAAUCCUGUGAAGUUAGUGCCACUGACAUUGGCCCACAAAAUGGGCUUAGGCCACGAGUCCUUAAAACAACAGACUAAAGAAUUCAAUAUCUUAAAGCUCGGAGAAAGAGUGGUGCGCCUCCAGGCUGGAAAGGCGUAUUCGUUCUCUAAACUAUUGAAAAUGUUCGGCAACGAAGACGGCGUCGUAUCGAAAUUUCUAAAAAGUUUGACGAGAAAAGAAAAGCAGGAAAUUAUUAAUAGUUUAAUUUUUAAAGAACAUUAAGAAAUAACCGGACAAGUGCGAGAUGAAGAGGAUUCCGAACGAUGAUAGUGUUCGACCGUUUGACGGAACCCGAAAAAAGAAAAACGACGAAGGAGAAAGUUCUUUCAAAGAGAAUCAGACUCCGAAAAAUAAAGACAAGCAGAAGAAAUUUGACGAUGAGAUGAAAUUUUCUCAUAAGUGCAUGAAUGUUUUAAUUUUUGGACUAUGUUCUAAGGCAGCAAAAUUUAUCAUACGGCGAGUGCGCUAUACGUAUUUUUUAUAGAAGGUUUGCCGAUAUUUUUUUUCUAUAUUAUGACCAAUCCCCUUCGACGAAUGACGAAACCCACUUUGUGAAUAAAUUUUGAUAAUAUUUUUAUUUUAUUUAAUGAUUUAUUUUUCUCUGAGAACAAAGUAUCACAACUUUAACUACCAUCAUUAUCAGCCUAUUCAAUUUUAAUAUUACAAAACCUCUUAAUUUGAUCUGCAACUCGAUAAAAUUUUCAAUAUUUUUUAAUUUUCCAUCUUGCCCUUCAAAAGUGACCUUUAACAAUUUAACAAUAUUGAAUUUAUCAAAUUUUUCCUGUGUUCUGUAUGUAGAAAGCUAUAAAAUGAAAAUUUCUUGAAAAAUUUCUAUUCGAUUCAAAUGUUUUACAAAAUGUAAGUUUGGUGAAGCCUUCGAAGUCACCUUUUCUUCACUGUAGUGAGAGAAAUUAAUUCAUCUCUUAAAACCUCGCGCUUAGAAUGUCUGGUGGAAGGUUUCAGCUGUGGCUAGUUACCACCGUACCGGCAAACACGUACCGCCAAGUGACAGUGCUCUCUGGUACGAUGUCGUGUAUACAGGGAUAUGAAUUUUCAUUCAACUCCUAAAAAGUUAGCCCGCUUUCAUUUUAGAUUACAUCAUCACUUGAUUGUAGUCAAGGGCUAACUUGUAAUAAAGAGUAUUAAAAGAUAUCUUUUUUGGAUUGCUCGUGAAAUCUCUUAGGAUUUGCUUGUUCGACAAAUAAUAUGCGCACUAGGCGUAAAAAUAAACUUUGCUGCCUCGAAAUACCGAAUAACUAUUUUAAUUUUUAAAAUAAAUUUAAGUUUAGAAAUCACUGUUAGUCUGGCAAAUGAAAACGUGACCUGGAAACACGCGGAAAAUUUAAAAAUCUGUUUAACAUUUACUAUAGCAAUAAAAAAACGUUUUGAUACUAGUUUUUUUCAACAUAAAAUUUAUACUAAGUUUCUAGUAGUCCGCGUUAAAUUUGGUUAGAUAUAUCGAUUCUCUAGGAAAUGUUAUAAAUGUCUAAAAACAGUUUCCGUUUCCAUAGGAAUACAGGGAUAAAGUAUAGCCUAAUAUAGCACUCGGGGAGAAUAUAGCUUCCCUACAGAGAAAGUGGUGUAUUUCGGAUUCCUAGUACUACACGAAAUUGUUUAUAUAUUGACUAGCAGAAAUGAAAUAAUAAUGUUUAUAUUAACUUUGACUAAACUACUCUAUUGUUUGUAGGUUUCAAACAAUAGGGUAGUUUUAAUUUAAAAUUUAAAACAAAACGAGAUCUUGUAUUCGCUAACUUAUUAAAGCGUGAAGUAAUUUUCGUACAUUUAUUUAAAAUUUUUCGGUCAUAAUCACUGAAAAUUAUCUCUCAAAAAAUACAACUCUACAAAAUGUUUGACGUUAUGAAAUUUGUUUAAAGUAACAUGUUGUAUGAUGCCUCGUUAUAAUAACUAAUAUAAUACAUUAAUUCAUUCUCUA